This is a messenger RNA of Debaryomyces fabryi, 2205 nucleotides long. RefSeq lists its product as uncharacterized. NCBI's taxonomy places the organism in Eukaryota, Fungi, Ascomycota, Pichiomycetes, Serinales, Debaryomycetaceae. The transcript has a single exon. The record is from RefSeq and is a predicted model, not a curated record. Bases 1 to 2205 code for a protein of 734 amino acids.
AUGCCAAUCUCAUUUCUUUCUCCCAAGCGAAUCUUUAGUAAGAACAAGAAGGAUUCAGAAUCCAGUUCCUUAUCAACUCCGUCAAACCCGCCUGCUCCUAUCACAAAGGACGCUAAAUUUAGUCAAGAUAAUAAAUUACCACUUCCAAGGUUGCAAACACAGAACUUGUCAUCGUCUACAGUUACUCUGUCGUACGAUAGUACCCCUGGAUCACCAACCAAUGGUAAGUACCAAGAUUAUGGGAAAUUGUCUCCAUUGAGACCUCCGAAGUUCGAAAAUGGAUCCGGCGCAUCCACACCAGGCAGAAGAGUGCUUAGUGAUAAAGUGAAAUCGACACCAUCAUCAUUGGUACGUCAACUGAGAGAGUUUUCGAACUCGAUGUCAAUGAACGAUCUUUAUUCGAGUCCUUCGUUGAGCUCUUAUAGAAGCAAAGGAUCCGUGUUAAGUCAUAAUAGAACGAUCACUGAAAAUUUACCGCCUGAAUUGUCUCCAGUAGUGAAUUUGAUCCAUGCACAGAGAUUGAGAACGUAUGCCGUAGGCAGUUUUAGGAUUCCAGGAAUGAUUGGAAACGAGAAGAUUUGGUUAGAGGUCGAAGCCAAGUUAACGGGGAACGAAUUGGCCAUCUGGAGGCCUUCGGAUGAAGAUUUCACUGUUGAGAGUGGACACGAUGAAUUUAAACCUAAAUAUAUUAACCUCAUCGACAGUCAUAUAAGCGUUAAUCCAAAAGAGCUUGAGUUGAAUAUCAUACAAGACUUCAAUGAAAACUAUACUAUGGUUAAACUUGAAACACAGGAAGAACUCAGAAAAUGGGUCGCAGCAAUCAACUUGUCGAAAUUCGAAUAUACUUCGUUGAACGAAGCAUUCACGGCCGUUAUGUUGUCUCUCAAAGGACCAAAAUUAUCUGACGUUCACAUUUUGUUGUCGCAAAAGAAGAGAUUUCCUAGGUUUGAAUGGUGUAACCUUAGAUUGCCUCAAAUAUCGUCUAAAUGGGUAAAAUUGUAUGUAGCCAUAAUUCCCUCUGAUUCUAAGAGGAACGGUUGCAUUGAGAUUUAUGCUGAUGAAAAGGUUUCUAAGAAGCAAUUGGUUGCAUACAUUCCUAAUCUUUCCAGUAUUUUCAAUGUUUAUCCCGAACACGUCAACAUGAUUGACUUUAAUUCGAUCAUGAAAUUAAACGGUGAAGUAUAUAUCAGCAAACAUUUCCAACACUUGUUUGUUCACAAUGAACCAACUUCGCCAGCUCGAGCUGCAUCAUCGAACUCAUUAUCGUCAUUGUCUAAUUCAGUCAAUUUUACAGGAGGACAUUCUAAAAACCAGUCUGUUACCUCAGCUUCGUCAUUUUUCAAUAAUGCGUCCUCUCCUAAAUUGCAAGAUACUGGGGCAAAAUCCCCAAAGACAUCUACAACAUCGUUUUUCAAGAAACACACGGACUCAUUUGUUUCAACAAAUUAUUUGUACAUUAUGCCAAUACCACACCCUGGUGUUUCUGCUAUUGAAAUUAUGAUCCGUAACUUUAUACACAUCAUUGACUCGUUCAAGUUAUACGGUAGACCCCAACACUUGAAUUCCGAUAAGACUAACCAAGAGUCUUUACUUUUUGGUAUACCUUCAUUACCGCUGUAUCAAUAUUUAUCUGUUGAAAAUGCCAUGGCAGUCAUUGGCAAUAACAUAGGGAAAUCAUCAUCAACUAACUGGGAUGAAUUUUUCUGGAGACGUGCAUUUAAAGAUUAUAUUUCUAAAUUGUAUCCAAUUUAUAAGGGAGACAGUAAUAUUUAUGAUUUGUACAACAGCUUGGAGCUUGAUGCCAAUGAGAUAUACAACUAUGCAGUUGAAUCGCCAAAGAUCCAGUUUCCACCCUCUGGUGGAAUGAGAUCCCAAUCUAACUCUCUCUCAAAUCUGGAAAUCAGGAACGUGGAUUUCGAUAACUUUAGUGAGCCUCCUGAGAGUCCUCUUAUCAGCAACUACAACCAAAACCAAGAAUACACUCAAAGCUACAGCGAAAACUACAGCGAAAACCUUAACGGAAACUACGAUGAUGGUUAUAACCAAAAUUAUAGCCAGAAUGGUACUUUAGGUGAGCCUAUCGAUUUCGGUUCUCCUAACCUGUCUGCUCCUUAUGACAGAACCUUGGAUCCUAUUGUAGAUUUACCUACUCCAAGAGAAGAAAUUCACCCAUUCAAAAACCUUGCUCCUGCAACUAAUCAAUAG